AUGCUCGGCAAUCACGUACGUCUACGGGCUCCUGUGCUGUCCUAUUGGACAAUUCAGGUCGCUUCGGCAUCGACUGCAACCUCGACAGCUUCGUCAUCCACUAUCGCUUCAACCUCGAAUUCCAGCUCCAAUUCAAGCUCAAGCUCAAGCUCAACGCCUCGGCGGAGAAGGUCAAACAAUGAAAUCCCAACUUCUGGCGUAGACUUAGUUGCACCUCCCGAUCCGGUAUCUAAUAUUCGACCGAUCAUUUACGCUUCAAAACCAUCCAUUAACCCAUCUACGAAUUCACCUUAUUCCGCUUCUGAAUUCCCUACAGGAUCUAGGGAUGCAAGGCUGGAGAAUAUGGAAUUGGAAUGGAGGCUGAGGAGAGAAAGAGUUGAUCUGAUGAAUCAUCGAUUCUGGGCGACAACGAACCUAUCAUUUGAAGCUCAAAAGGCGAAUCGAUUAUCAUCUUUACCACCUGCAUCAGACCCUCCAACCGAAGAAGACGAUCGUAGACGAGAAGAUGCAUUAACUCAAUUUUAUGCAGAUUGGCAAAUCGCAAAUCAGGAUAGACAAAUUCGAUGGGUCAAAGAAUGGUGGAGAGAAGUGUGGGAUGGUAUUAAGAUUCAAGGAAAGAUAUAUAUAUUGAGAGCGAUGAGAAGAAAGAAUAGUCGAUGA
Molecule: messenger RNA, 660 nt
Organism: Kwoniella shivajii
Lineage: Eukaryota; Fungi; Basidiomycota; Tremellomycetes; Tremellales; Cryptococcaceae
Exons: 3
Coding region: 1-660 (219 amino acids)
Biological process (GO): intrinsic apoptotic signaling pathway
Cellular component (GO): mitochondrion
Source: RefSeq, a predicted model, not a curated record